AUGGUAGUAAAGGAGAGAGGGAACCGACAAAGAUGUCUCCCUCACAGCGUUUGUGACAAAAGAAUUACAUCGUUCCUUGGCGGCCUUUCAACAGAAGAAUAUUCAGAGAUUUCAAGAGUGUUUUUAUUCUGUCUGAACAUGGACGCUAGCAAUGUUGCAGAAUCUACAAACUGUCUUCCUAACGAAAAUGCUCCAAAUAAAAGCAGUGAUCUCUCUACUUCUGUGGAUAUGAAUAUUUCACUUGAUGCAUCAGAGUCCUGUUCAGAAAAGGAACAGAGUUCUAUUACUGACGAAGCAGGUUCCCUUAAGACACCGCCUGUCAAUGAGCAAGUCACAGUAAAGUUGAAUACUGACGGAGGCAAUGAGGUAUGGAUUAAACCAAAAAGUUUCAGUGAAGGAAAUGGUGAAAGAAGAGAGUUGGGGGCAUUUUAUAAUGACUCCCCUUCAGCGGAAGGACACACUGGACCUUCAGUGUACAGACUGAAUGAUCCUUGCAGAGCAGAUGAUGAAGGGAGCACUAUGGACUAUUUGUUACAGUCGGUGGAGUCUACGUGCAACAAAGAUACAGUCCAUAUGAAAGAGGACACUGAGAAUAACAUUGCCUUAGAUUCUUCUCAUGACCAACCUGAGCAUGUGAACGCAGUAGCAAAAACAGAAGUCACAGAAUCAGCACGCCAAACUGGCACACCUGUGGAUGUUGUGGCACAAGAAGGAAAUUCAGGAACAGAGCCAAACGUGGAAGAGGUUGAUCUUAAGACAGAUAACUGCCCACAGCCACUCUCCGACGAUCAAGGUGGUAAAACACCAGCGCCAGAGGAGGAAGAGAUAGAGGUGAUAUGUGAUGUAAAGACUGUGGAGGAUCCCGAGGGCACGAAAAUAACCAGAAAGGGUGAUGCACAAAGCAGUGAGUCAGAGGGCAAAGAAAGUGACACUUGUGAGACUUCACCAAAAAUAACUCCCAGUGUGGUAACUUCACCAGAAACUGUUAAAGUUAAAGUGGACAUGUCUGCCUGUCAAACUGAUGCAGCUAAUGAUAAUGCUGCAAAAACUGAUAAGGGCAAGGAGGUUAAGGAAACAGUCCAAAGAUCAUCAAAAAGAGAAAAUUGUUCAUCAUCUAACAAAACAAAUGUAAAGGAUAGUUCCACCACAAUGGUUAAUAUUAAGGAGGAAGAUUAUGUUUCACGGCGACCAAGGCGGACCACCAGAUUGUCUCUACAAGCGGCUCAAGCUCAGGCUCAGGCUGAAGCCCAAAUCCAGUCUCCCCGUCCACAAAGGCCUUCACGAUCCUUGGCAAAAGUAACUUGUGCUAACUGCAAAAAGCCCCUGCAAAAGGGACAAACUGCAUACCAGAGAAAAGGGGCACCUCAGCUCUUCUGCUCUUCCACAUGUCUAUCAAGCUAUUCUCAGAAGCCAUCAUCGACCAAGAUAUGCACAUUUUGCAACAAGGAUAUCUUGAAUACAAAAGAUUUGGUGGUGGCACAGGCUGGUUCAAGUCAGUCCUUCCAGGAAUUCUGCAACUCUACUUGCUUAUCACUGUAUGAAGCCAAGCUGCUUAAACCAGCUUCAUCAGAUGAAUCCUCAAGAUGCAGUAUCUGCAAUAAAAAAGGAAAGAUUCUACACGAAGUGAGUAAUGGAAAUGUCGUCCAUCGGCUGUGCAGCAAUGCCUGUUUCAGCAAGUUCAGAGCAAGCAAUGGCCUGAAAACUAACUGUUGUGAUAAUUGUGGGGUUUAUUUUUACAACCGAGGAUUUAUGCUUCAGUACCUGUAUCAUGAAGGACAACAGAGGAGGUUCUGUAACACAGGCUGUUUGAAUAUGUAUAAAAAGAAAAACACUAAAGUGCUUCCAUGUGCUUGGUGCAAAACUUUGGGCAAGAACUUCGACAUGAUAGCAAAUGUGGAUACCACUGGAAAGAUGGGUUUUUUCUGUUCACUGUGCUGUAUUACUUCGUACAAAGUAAAACAGUCUGGCACAAUAGGACCCAAAUCUAAAUGCAAAUUUUGUAAAAAGAAUCUUCCAGAGCGGGUUUAUUACAACAUGACUGAUCGAGUUGUGCAUCAGUUCUGCAGCCCUAACUGUUGGACUAAUUUUCAGCAGUCCAACCCUGAAGGCAGCAUACAACUGAACUGCACAUACUGCCACAAUAUUUUCACUGGGAAACCGGAAAUACUGGACUGGCAGGGCAGUGUUCGGCAAUUUUGCUGUAAGGUAUGCUGUGAAGAUUAUAAAAGGCUGCAUGGCGUAGUGUCUGUCUGUGAAUAUUGCAAACAGGAGAAGAUACUGCAUGAGAAGAUUAAGUUUUCGGGAGUAGAAAAAAAUUUCUGUAGUGAAGGUUGUGUGCUUCUUUAUAAGCAGGACUUUACCAAAAACCUGGGCUUGUGCUGCAUCACGUGUGCUUACUGUUCCCAGACCUGUCAGAGGGCAGUGACCAAAGAGCUGGAUGGAAAUACAUGGGAUUUCUGUGGGGAGGAAUGCAAAAGCAAAUACCUACUGUGGUACUUCAAGGUAGCCAGAUGCCAUGCCUGCAAACGUCAGGGCAAGCUUCUGGAAACGGUACACUGGCGCGGGGAAAUUAAACACUUCUGCAACCAGCAGUGCCUCUUGCGCUUCUACAGUCAGCAAAACCAACCCAAUCUAGCGACGCAGAAGGGACCCGAAAGUCUACUCAACAAUGAGGCGCAGGAGUCUACGAGUGCGACGUCUCCGACUCCCUCUCCGACUCCCUCUCCCACGCAGUUUGAAGCAUCCGUACAGACUCGGUCAUCGAAACAGCAACCACCACCUCCGCCGCCACCACCACCUUCACCACCAUCUCCACCUCCUGUGACACUGAAGAAUAAGGCUAUACUGUGUAAACCCUUGACUCAGAAUAAGGGCAUCUCCUGUAAACCUGAAAUGAAGUCCAAAGGAUGUCAAACAGAGGAAGAAUGGAAGCCACAAUUGAUUGUGGUACCUAUCCCUGUGCCAGUCUUCAUACCAGUGCCUUUGCAUAUGUAUUGUCAAAACACACCAGUGCCUUUCUCUAUGCCAAUCCCGGUCCCUAUUCCGAUGUUCCUUCCUACUACUUUAGACAGUGCUGAUAAGAUAGUGGAGGCAAUAGAGGAACUGAAGGUCAAAAUUCCUUCAAACCCAUUUGAAGCUGAUAUACUCGCCAUGGCUGAGAUGAUAGCAGAGGCUGAGGAAAUGGAGAAAGCUUCAUCAGAUCUUUGUGAUCUUGCUAGCAAUCCAAGUGCUGAUGGCCUCCUGGAAGACUGUGACUUGUUCGGACCUGCCAGAGAUGAUGUGUUGGCCAUGGCAGUUAAGAUGGCUAAUGUCUUAGAUGAGCCAGGACAGGAUUUAGAAGCAGAUUUCCCCAAAACCCCAUUGGAACUUAACUCUGGUGUUGACUUCCUAUUCGACUGUGGAAUUGUAACAACAGAUGAAGAACAGCCAGAAUCUGAAAUCCCACGAGCAGUCAGAAGGGGUCAAAAGCGGCUGAUGCUUUCAGAAAGUUGUUCCCGUGAUUCUCUUGCUAGCCAACAGUGCUGUACUGGAUUAAAUUACUCAUAUGGCGUCAAUGCUUGGAAGUCCUGGCUCCAGGCUAAGUAUGCCAGUGGCGAUACCAGUAAAAGCGAAGAGCUCAGGUUUGGACCCAAACCGAUGAGGAUUAAAGAGGAUAUUUUAUCCUGCACUGCUGCUGAACUAAACUACGGGCUGGCUCAAUUUGUUAAAGAAGUGCAGAGGCCCAACGGGGAGCGGUACGAGCCGGAUAGCGUUUACUACUUGUGUCUUGGAAUUCAACAGUUCUUGCUUGAAAACAACAGAAUGGUCAACAUAUUCACUGAUCUUUAUUACCUUACCUUUGUCCAAGAGUUGAAUAAAAUGCUACAAGGUUGGCAACCAAGUUUGCUUCCAAAUGGUUUGAUAUUCUCUCGAGUAGAAGAAGAGCAUCUCUGGGAAUGUAAGCAACUUGGAGUAUACUCGCCCUUUGUUCUACUGAACACACUGAUGUUCUUUAACACCAAGUAUUUUGGACUGAAGUGUGUCGAAGAGCACAUGCGUCUGUCCUUCACUAAUGUUGUUCGGCAGUCCAGGAAGUGCACAACACCCAGAGGAACCACAAAGCUUGUCAGCAUUCGAUAUUACAUGCCUGCUAAUUAUAAAAAAGGAAGGGAUCAAAGCAGCACUAUGGGAAAGAGGAAACGUGAAGAAGAAGUUGCUGUUCUAGAACAGAGAGAAAACAGAAUGAAUCCAUUAAGAUGCCCUGUGAAAUUUUAUGAAUUCUAUCUCUCAAAAUGCCCUGAGAGUAUGAAGAGCAGGAAUGAUGUUUUCUACUUGCAGCCAGAACGCUCCUGUGUGGCUGAGAGUCCCCUGUGGUAUUCAGUCAUUCCCAUGGAUCGGAGUAUGUUGGAGAGCAUGCUGAAUAGAAUUAUGGCUGUGAAGGAAAUCUAUGAUGACUAUUCGAAGGAUUCACUUGAAGAUGAUGAUGUUGAAGGAUGAUGUUUAGUAGAUAUUGUACAGAGUUCUGUUACAUUUAUUAGAAAAAACAAUGGGUCAUUAUAGACUGGCCUACUUGGUGCUGCGGGAAAAAAAAUACUACACUCGUACUUGCAGAGUCAUGUGGCCUGUUGUGAGAGCAGACGGUUAGACUAUCACCAUUGUUUAGAGACAGUAUCCCUUUUAGUGUGUGUACAUUUGCUGACGAGCAGGUGUAUGCAACAUUCUUAGUGACCAAAAACUAUAUCAUGAACCUAAAACUCCUGCAGUUGGUGAACGGGCAGCUUUGUUCUUGCUUUGGAUGGAACAGCUGACAUUUAUAAUGGAAUGCUCACUGCUGCGAUGGGAGAGCCCUUCAAUUAAUUGCAAUCUUGGGAUUUUCAGAGUUGCUUAAAUGGUUAUUGUUAUGAAAUGAUGAAUGCUGCAAAAUAGCCUGCCUUCCCAUUGGUCCCAUUUUGUUUUGUGAAAAAGGAGCUUCAGAAGGGUAAUGGAGAGCAAGAGGAGAGGUUGAAGUCAAAUAUCUCUAGAAUAUUUUGCCUUGCAUGCUUUUUCCAGGAGAAUUUGAGGGCAAGUGGCAUAUCACUGAGGCACACCUGGAAUUUGCUGUCUGAAAUAUCCUUGUACUUGCUAUUACAGUACAGUUUAAUUCUCAGCUGUUCUGCUGAUGGAGCUUGGGAGAGGCACGAACAAGGGAAAAUGUUUUCAAAGUGCGUGAAUAGAAAUUUAAAAAUAUAUUUUUAUAAUUGAUUUGAAGGUGGGAAAAAGGUAAUACCAUCAACAAGUCACCUAUCUCUCUGAAGGGUCUUUUCUCAAUCAGUCUGCUGGGUCUCAUUCAGAUAUAAGGAGUUGAAGAUUUAAGUGAAUGAUUGCUAGAGAAAAUGAACAACAGAGAAGAAACAAGAACUUGAGCACCGUAAACUGACCCUCCCUUGUAGUUCUUGCCUACCCUUCUGAUAUGUCCCUCCCUUGUAGUUCUUGCCUACCCUUCUGAUAUGUUUGCCGCUUUCUGUAUCUGUUUUUUAAAAAAAAUGUAUUUCAUGUACUUUUUAUUAUAACCAGAAAGGCUGUGAACAAUUUAUAGGUGCUAGUUGUCAUUAUUGCUAGUGCAGAGGACCUUGAAAGUUUGAAGAUAACAUGAAGGUUAUCCAGAGAAUACUUUUUUGUUCCCAGUUUCAUACUUUUAAUUUCUGAUUAAAUAAGCCAUUUUAAUUCCUUCAUCUCAUUCCUCAGUGCUGCUACAGUCAGUAGCAAUGAUGCUUUCACAACUUUACCUAUCAGACUGUGUCCAGCUAAAUUUCUUCAGACUCUCAUAUGGUAGAUUAGAAUUUGAAGUGACGCUCAAAAAAAAAUCUCUGUAGCUCACACACAUAGCUAACAGACUGAAAUAUCUGCCUCUGUUUUGGCGAUUCAGGGUUGAUGGGGUUAAGGCAAGGAAAUGUUCCUGCAUCCUCGUUCAGCACUUCCCCUAUCUUUCUACUGCCAAGUGGCUCAACAGAACUGUUGGAAAAAUUCAGUAUGUGUAGAAACAUGGAUGAGAAGGGGAUCAAAAAGGGGAUACUGUCUCUUAUGUGUAUUUCUGUAGUAUAUAUGAACCUGUUUCAGUGAGCUAGAUCAGUGUAAAACCAAUCUGUUUUAAAAUGAUAAAUAUCUGCACAGUAUUCAGUUGGUAAACUGAUGGUUUGCCAAGUUUUCUCUCAGUUUAAUUUUUUAAAGAAAAAUUUAAAAGGUGCUUAUGCAAACUGGAUGGACAUUACAUUGUGAGGGAUUUACAAACUGCUGUAUCACAAUCAUCAAUUGUUAAAAGACUCCUAUAUCUAGAAGAAAGCAGUUCAGUUUCAUUCAGAUUAUUUCAGGAAGUGCUUUUUUUUUUGAUGUGAUGUAACAUUUAGGGGGAAAAAGUAUUUACAUGUCCGCAGUGAAGCAUUUUUAGGGUAUGUAGUGUAGGGACACUAUAAUGACCCUUUUAUUAUCUUCCUUAUGUUGAAUUGUAAUCUGUGAAGAGCUAUGUCUUCUCCACUUAGAGUAAAAGAAAUUCUUGAUAGAUGGAUAAUUUGAAACAAUAAGAAUCUCAAAUUUAUUACGUAGAGUGGUAUAUGCUUCCAUGAUGCUAUCUUGUUUUGGAAAAAGGGAUUAGAAGAAAGAUGGCCAAAGUUUGUUACAGUGGACCCUACUAAAUGGUAUCUGCUUCUAGAAAUGCAAUUGUAUAUUUGUUAGAUUCUUUCUAAUACGUAAUAACAGUAAUAUUGCAUUGAUCUGGGAUUUGGUCCAUUCAUCCAGUAAUGGCCAUUGGUUGUUUUACUGCUCCCAAGCCUAACCACACAGUCAUUGUAUAAAUUGUUGACCAAAGCUGAACAAUGUUAUCUUAUUUUAUUGGAAAAGAUUGUAGAAAAGUGGCUGAAAACAUAAAGAUUGAUCGUGUUCUCCCAGUUACAUAUUUUGUCUAUUGUGCAUUCAUUGGUCCUUUUUAAGUAGUUGUACAGAAUUCCCAAACUUGAUGCUUGACUUUGUUGUGAUUGAAAAUGGUUUCUUAAAAAAAAACUUCUGGUUUGUGGCUGAUGGCAUUAGGACAAUGAGCGAACGUUUGUAAGGUUGCCUUUUCCGAUUAGUUUCCGAUGUUUCUUGGUCAGAGUUCAUGAAAUGUUGCUGAACCACUGCAGCAUAUAGUAAAGGAAAUUACUGAGCUGUUUUGUACACCCUUUCUCUUUUGUUUACUCUCCUUCCGUUACCCCUCCCCCAAACAUCACCUGCCCCACAACACACUGUCAAAAUAUUUAUUAUGUGUUUAUUGUAUGACAGAGAUUAUUUACUUCAAGGGUAAUUGUCUGUGUUCACUUUAAAUUUAGCUGUCAGUUUAGAUUAGUUCUGUGGAGAUUGACUACUAAUGUCUUCUAUUUAAGUGAUGGUUGAUUAGCUCCUUUACAAUAUUUUAAAAGCGUCUCUUCUGCUUCCCAUUCAGUGUGACAUGAUUCAAGGUUGUUUCAGUUUUUGUGAUGGCCAAUGAACAGAGGAGAAUUGGAAGAAAGUGAGACUUGCCGAGAAAGACUCAUGUGAAGAGUGCUUUAGACAACUCCUCUCUUCACAAAAUUUCUGCAUUCCUGAGCUCUCGGAUUCAUGUUGAAUACAUUUCCAAGCCCUCAUCAUAGAGGCUACUUUUUAAAUUGAAGCAACUGUACUAAAUAUUAGUAGAAAUAAUGUCUUAGUCAUUUUUACUCCUGAUAUUCAAAUCCAUGCUUUUAACAGCAUUAGUCGCUAUCUAUUGCUUUGGAACACUUACUUUUGUUUAGAGGAAUUUAAAGGAAAAAAAUUAGUUGUAACAGUGCUGUCCUCAGGUGAGAUCACUUAAUACAUCACAGGUUAGGCAUCAAACACUGGAGCUCUUGCUGUCAAUAACUCCAUUUCAAACUGCAUGCACUUUGUCAACUGAGCCAUUGGAGGAGAAAAUGUCUGGCCUACAUUACAUAUAAUGUUGACAACUUGAGCCAUUUUUGUAGCUUUUUAGUUUAAAACGUACAUCGCAUGUUCCACAUGAAAUUCCAUUCAAUGUAAGACUAAAAACUAAGCCCUCCUCUUCCAAAUUAAAAUAUAUUUAGCACAGCUAUUGAUUGCAGAGUGAUUUAUAUUGGUUUGUUUCAAUAAAGAUCUGGAAUUUCUUCUUUGAACUGCAUUGAUUUUUACCUUUAGUAGCUAUAUAUUUUCCAAAGCAAUAGUACUACCUACAUUUUUGUAAACUACCAACUACUGCCUCAUUGCUAUUCUUUUGUCUCCAGACAGGCUAUUCUGGGUUUGCAGAGUGCCAUUCAGCUGUGUUGUUCCGUUUACAAUUGGCAAUAAGUAAGCUAUUUGGGUGAGAACAGAGGUGGCAAAUCUUGUCAGCUUUUCUUCCCUUCCAUCACCCUUUUUGAUGCCUUCUCUUGUCUCCUUGCUGUUCACAAUGAAUUGCUUUAAAGUUUGACUUGAUUUCAGGCUCCAAACUGCGGGAUGCAGCUAUGAUUAAAUGUACUUGGAGCUCAGACCUAAUGUCUUUUGUGUUUAUAGUCUGAAUAUUAGUUACUGUGUAGUCAUUUUGUUUGUUCCUAUGGAAUUCCAUCUGGGUGCUGAAUCUAACUAUAUUUCUUUUGAAUCCACCCCACACCCCUGACUGCAGCUUGAAUACUCACGCCAGUCUUGUAGGUCUUGUUCCAUGUCCUCAUUGAGAAUUCUUAUCCCUUUACUGUUGAGAACUUUGCAGAAAAUCUGCUUUGCUGUAAAUGUUCUCCUUGCUUGUAGGGGAGUGUCCGUGAACUUGAAUCGAACCAUUAGCUGUCUUGUUUCUGUUGUGUUUUUAAUAUCAAAUGGUGUAAAGUACUGCAUUUUACAAUAAUUUUCAAUACAGAUUUUACUCUGUUCGGUUGAGCCUCUAAUACAGUAAGCUGCUAUAUUAUACCACUGUUGUGUUUGAAUAAAAGUUGUAUAUGCAUCUAUAAAGAA
Molecule: messenger RNA, 8940 nt
Organism: Stegostoma tigrinum
Lineage: Eukaryota; Metazoa; Chordata; Chondrichthyes; Orectolobiformes; Stegostomatidae
Product: zinc finger MYM-type protein 3-like
Exons: 26
Coding region: 1-4476 (1491 amino acids)
Molecular function (GO): zinc ion binding
Source: RefSeq, a predicted model, not a curated record